Molecule: messenger RNA, 1703 nt
Organism: Gopherus flavomarginatus (Mexican gopher tortoise)
Lineage: Eukaryota; Metazoa; Chordata; Testudines; Testudinidae
Gene: MAF
Product: MAF bZIP transcription factor
Exons: 3
Coding region: 507-1565 (352 amino acids)
Biological process (GO): regulation of transcription by RNA polymerase II
Cellular component (GO): nucleus
Molecular function (GO): DNA-binding transcription factor activity, RNA polymerase II-specific; RNA polymerase II cis-regulatory region sequence-specific DNA binding
Source: RefSeq, a predicted model, not a curated record
UUUUUUUUGAAAGAAAAAAUAUUUUGGUUAUCACGCCGACUUAAUUUCUUCUCUUUUUUUUGUUUUAAUUUAUCCUUCAGUAUUUUUCCCCUCCUCCUGUUCUCCGAUGAACCUCUUCUCGGUUUGCACUUUGCAUGAAAAAGACCAGAGGAAAGACAUCAUGAAGUGUUAAAAAAUAAUCAUAAAGCCACCUUUGCAGCAACAACUAACAAUUCCAGCUGCAGUUUGCCAAGCUGCAAAAGAGAACCAACCUUUAUGCAAAAGGCGAAUAGAAAGAGCAACCCGCUCUGAUGCAUCAUCAAUACUAUAGGCUCUGCAAAGGAUAAUAAAGAGAGAGAGAGAGAAACAGUCGGUGCAAAUUGGAGCGAAGGUUGCAAAGGGCUGGUGGAGAGAAAGAAGGAAAAUAGAUAUUGCAAAUAAUCAAGCUGGCUCACCCGGUUGCAACUCAGAGUAGUCCCCUCGCUCCUGGUGCGCACCCUUUCUGGAGGACUGUCAGCAGCAAAAGGAUGGCAUCAGAACUGGCAAUGAGCAACUCCGACCUGCCCACCAGUCCCCUGGCCAUGGAAUAUGUUAAUGACUUCGAUCUGAUGAAGUUUGAAGUGAAAAAGGAGCCGGUGGAGACCGAUCGCAUUAUCAGCCAGUGCGGCCGCUUGAUCGCUGGGGGAUCGCUCUCUUCCACCCCGAUGAGCACGCCCUGCAGCUCGGUGCCCCCUUCCCCGAGCUUCUCGGCGCCCAGCCCGGGCUCUGGCACGGACCAGAAGACCCACCUGGAAGAUUAUUACUGGAUGACCGGCUACCCGCAGCAGCUCAACCCAGAGGCGUUGGGAUUCAGCCCCGAAGACGCGGUGGAAGCGCUGAUCAACAGCAGCCACCACCAGCUCCAGAGCAGCUUCGAUGGCUAUGCUAGAGGGCAGCAGCUGGCCGCCGCCGCGGCCGGCACUGGGGGCUCCAUGCCCGGGGAAGAGAUGGGCUCUGCCGCCGCCGUGGUCUCCGCAGUGAUCGCUGCAGCCGCGGCUCAGAACGGGGCUCCCCACUACCACCACCAUCACCACCCGGCUGGGCACCACCACCACCAGCAGCCGGGCAGCGUGCAAUCCAGCAGCAGCAGCAGCAGCAGCAGCACCGGGGGAGGAGGUGGUGGAGGGGGUCUGCACCACCAGCACCACAGCAGCAGCCUGCAUUUCGACGACCGCUUCUCGGAUGAGCAGCUGGUGACCAUGUCGGUGAGGGAGCUGAACAGGCAGCUCCGAGGGGUGAGCAAGGAAGAGGUGAUCCGGCUGAAACAGAAGAGGAGGACCCUCAAAAACAGAGGCUAUGCCCAGUCCUGUCGCUUCAAGCGGGUCCAGCAAAGGCACGUCCUGGAGUCAGAGAAGAACCAGCUGCUGCAGCAAGUAGAGCACCUAAAGCAAGAGAUCUCCAGGCUGGUCCGGGAGAGGGACGCCUACAAGGAAAAAUAUGAGAAGCUGGUCAGCAAUGGCUUCAGAGAAAACGGAUCCAGCAGCGACAACCCUUCCUCUCCAGAGUUUUUCAUGUACCCAAGAGAAUCUUCUACAUCGGUGAUGUGAAAAUGCCUGUUGCCUGAAGUUAAAAAAAAAAAAAGAAAGAAAAGUGAUGCUGGAAUGCUGAUGGCUUAAGACAACUUUUUGGCAUGAAGACAGCUACAAAGCACAAAAAACAAAAUAUGAACUCAAAGAAACAAGAAA